This is a messenger RNA of Acaulospora colombiana, 2054 nucleotides long. NCBI's taxonomy places the organism in Eukaryota, Fungi, Glomeromycota, Glomeromycetes, Diversisporales, Acaulosporaceae. The record is from the annotation of a GenBank genome assembly.
UUUAUCCGAGCAUGGUUCUGGUCCCGAGCAGAAGAGAAUAUUCCGUGCGAUAUUACCACCCUGAACAAACUGUCAUGGGGGAACCAGUGGCCUUGUUUCCCAAUACGAGCUGCGAUAUCGAGUCCAAAUUUGAUGUGAACAAUGUGAUCAUCAACCUGACUUUCUGCGGGGACUGGGCGGGCGCGGUAUACCCUGAUAGCGGGUGCGUAGGAGAUUUAUGCCAGGUAUGCGAAGUACUGAUAAGCUUUGCCUCCGAUAUUAUACCCGUGGGCCAUAUAGACUUUGUGAACAGCAAUCCUUCCGCAUUCUCGGAUGCAUAUUGGGAUAUUGCGGCUAUACGCAUGGAAUGGUUCAAUGUGGUUCGAGUUCAGGCCCGCGCCGCGGCUCAAACAUUCGACCUCGCUCCGUCCAAUACAACAUCGUACAAAAAAAACUUGGCUUAUGAAAUUCCUGCUCGCCACCUGAUUACAGUAAAAUGGACUGCUGUUACAUUCUUUUUACUUACAAAAGGGUUGGCCGAAUCUCAUCUGAGAUCCCAUCCCUCAGCCUUGGAUUGCACCACCCAUGAAGUCCCCUCUCGAGCAGGGGAAACGCGACACAGAGGGGUGCCUGUCCCUUUCACCCCGAGUAUCUCGUCCUCUGCUGGGACGCACCAUUCUGGGUUUGGAAAGAACCACAUAUACUUACAAUGUUCUUAUAACCCCUCUAGUUAUCCCGUUUCGAUUGGAGGAGCUAGGGUAACUCUCAGUGCCCAUCAUUCAAGUGUCCUCCUCACAGACUCUUCUCGUGCAGUGACACCCCCCAUCGCAUUCCUAGCAGAAAGAUACUGGUCCAGAAGGACCCCUCUCCUAGUGGCCAUUGGUAUCAGGUCGGUGUCUAUUAGAUUUUACCUGGAAGCAGUAUCUGAAUCGGUUGCCCUUCUAAUUAGCUCUGCUGCCGUAAGCGCAUCGGACGUGAGUUCUAUCUCAAUUAAAUCAGACAACAAACAGCUUACUCGGUUAACAGAAUAUCUUGGUAUCGUCAUGACGGGAUCCGUCUUGGGAUUUCUCAUAGGGCCGCCACUGGGUGGUGUCCUUCACGCCAAAUUGGGAUACCGUGCACCCUACAUUUUCUGCAUAGCCCUCUGUGUUCUCGACUUGAUUGGGCGGGUGUUGGUCAUAGAAAGGGAAACGGCGGAGAAAUGGACCCACUCCCAGCCAAGCAUUUCUACCGACGAACAGCAAACACCAAAGACCGAUAUUGAGAAAAAUCUGAAGAAGAACGGGAGUUCUGUCACUUCGACUCCUCUUGCUGGUUGGAUCUCUGAUAAAGUUGGAUUAAACUGGGUCACCGUUGGGAGUCUGGUGCUCUCUAUUCCUUGGUGGAUCCUGAUGGCCUUGCCGGGCAACCUUGCUAUGCUCUUGGCCUCUUUAGCCCUUGCUGAGUUCUUUUUGGCGGCUGUGGUCACGCCUUUGAUUGCUGAUUUGGCCGCUAGUGCCAAGGAGCUGGAUGUCGGUCCACUUAUCGGGGGUUACAUUUACUCCGAAGUCAAGAACGGAUGGACAGUGAUGGUCUGUUUCAGUGCUGCUCUAACGGCCGUCGCGUCCAUUGCAGCUAUCUUUGGAGCGGGAGAAAUACCAUUAAGCACCCAAUUCCUAGCCUGGAUCCAUAGAACCCCUGUUCUCCCCAGCAACACCUCCAUCACUAGGUCGACCGACAUCUUUCCCGUCAUUUCCUCUUCCAAGACAGCCGAUGGUCAAUCUAUCACUCCUGGCCAGCAACCCACAGACACCAAGGCAAGAAUUAGUGCAGAUAAUGGUGAAAGUGACGACACGUUGGAAAGGCUAGCUGAGGCCGGUGAGCGUUACCUUGCUACACCUUCUGGCUCGGACUAUUACUUUGACACGGUGACGACCGUACGAGGGGACCACUCGACGAGAGCGAGCGUAUUAACGAUGAGCAAUGCUCGAACGCUAACACCUGACAAUCACACCGACAAGAACCGCAGUAGUGAAUCGAAACAGAGCUCGAGCUCGGAAAAGUCUUCGAUCGACAAGAAGCACGACAUUCUCGAG